AUGACCGCCAUCUUUGACUGCAUUGAGGAAGGCUGCUCGGUCGAUGCGCUCCUCAAGCUAGACCAGAAGUUGGCCGAAGAUGAGCAGCGCAUUUCUGACACCGUGAAGGAAAUCGAAGGCGUGCAAAAGACAGCGUACUCGCCGGAGAACGCAGGCACACUCGCAUGGCUAAACAACUUCCUCAGUCGCAGUGGAAGCCUACGAGCACAGCUGCAGGCGCUGCAGGGUGUCAAGGACUCGAACUUCAUUCAGCAAAUUGUCAAGGCAGCGUCUGUUGCUUUCGGCGGUGGUCGGCCCAACGAUUACCCCAAGGUUGGUGUGUCUCCGUACUCCUCAUGA
Molecule: messenger RNA, 339 nt
Organism: Symbiodinium pilosum
Lineage: Eukaryota; Dinophyceae; Suessiales; Symbiodiniaceae
Source: the annotation of a GenBank genome assembly